Molecule: messenger RNA, 3800 nt
Organism: Calidris pugnax (ruff)
Lineage: Eukaryota; Metazoa; Chordata; Aves; Charadriiformes; Scolopacidae
Gene: KCNJ16
Product: potassium channel, inwardly rectifying subfamily J, member 16
Exons: 4
Coding region: 342-1631 (429 amino acids)
Biological process (GO): regulation of monoatomic ion transmembrane transport; potassium ion import across plasma membrane
Cellular component (GO): plasma membrane
Molecular function (GO): inward rectifier potassium channel activity
Source: RefSeq, a predicted model, not a curated record
CUGGGCCAGCAGAUCCUGGCUGUCCCUGUUUCUCAAGAUGCCAGCAGUCAGCAAAGCAGACCCUCUGAGUUUGCUCACAAGAACAAACUGGAUUGCAGAGCUGCUGGCACACAGGAAACAAAGGACCCUUGAAAUAACUUCCUCAUGGAGGCAUGAGCAAAGCUCUGCCAACCUGUCAGUCCAGCCAUGCAAGAGAGAGGGAGAGAGACAGAGAAAAAGAAAGGAGAGAGUGAAGGAGAGAUUCUUUCAGAUCUCAGCAGACAUUAAGAUUUCCAAUGAGCAAGGAAAACAAUAGCCCUUGGGACCACGUGUGUUCUGUAAACUGAUGCCACGAGGCAGAGAUGAGAAAGAUGACUGAGCAGAGCGGUUGCUAUAGGCCUGUAAACAUACAGGGAAAUAAGAUCAGUUACCAAGGCGCUCGUCAAGGGAGCCCUGAAAUGGGGCUGAAAAGAUCCCAGAAGCGGUUUCUCCACAAGGACGGCAGCUGUAACGUGUACUUCAAACACAUCUUCGGGGAGUGGGAGAGCUACGUCGUGGACAUAUUCACCACGCUGGUGGACAUCAAGUGGCGCCACAUGUUUGUGAUAUUCUCGUUGUCGUAUGUUCUUUCCUGGUUGUUCUUCGGACUGGUCUUCUGGCUGAUCGCAAUCCAACACGGAGAUUUAUUCAAUGAUGAAGAAAUAACCCCUUGUGUUGCAAAUGUCCACAGCUUCACGGGAGCGUUCCUGUUCUCCCUUGAAACCCAAACCACCAUCGGUUACGGUUACCGCUGCGUUACGGAAGAGUGCUCCGUGGCCAUCCUGAUGGUCAUCCUGCAGUCGGUGUUAAGCUGCAUUAUCGACACCUUCAUCAUUGGAGCAGCCUUGGCUAAAAUGGCUACGGCUCGAAAAAGAGCCCAAACCAUUCGUUUUAGCUACUACGCUGUGGUAGGCUUGAGGGAUGACAAGUUUUGCCUGAUGUGGCGCAUUGGGGAUUUCCGGCCAAACCACAUGGUUGAGGGCUCUGUACGAGCUCAGCUUCUGCGCUACAAGGAGGACAAGGAGGGGAGGAUGACGAUGGAAUAUAAGGACUUGAAGCUGCUAAAUGACCAGAUCAUACUUGUGACGCCGGUGACAGUCGUACAUGAAAUCGACAGCGAGAGCCCCUUGUACGGCCUGGACCGCAAAGCUCUGGCCAAGGACAACUUUGAAAUCUUGGUCACCUUUGUCUACACGGGUGAUUCAACGGGAACUUCCCAUCAGUCAAGAAGCUCCUAUGUCCCCAGAGAGAUUCUUUGGGGCCACAGAUUCAAUGAUGUCUUACACGUGAAGAAAAAAUACUACAAGGUGGAUUGCUUACAGUUUGAAGAAACCACGGAAGUCUAUGCUCCUCACUGCAGUGCCAUGCAGCUGGAUCGGAAGGAGCAGGAGUGGAACCGGAGCGAGAAGACACGGAAGAAAGAAGCAGAGACACCAGCACUGGAGAUCAAGUCAUUUAAUACUAACCAAAAGUCCUUUAGUGCAGUUGCCCUCGUCACUAGUUGUGAAGAUCCAGAAGACCCGGUGCCAGCUGCAAAUCAACCUUCUGAAGAAGUUUCUUAUCAGAAAGCAGCUGUGACCUUAAGCAGGCUAUCGAUAGAGUCCCAGAUCUAGCCUGGUGCUGCAAUUAAAUUCACUUCCAGCAGAUUCUUCCAUUGUAGCUUUUAGAAGAUAAACAAUGAACUCAUAUGCAGAAGUAUUUAUAUUAUAAACCUUGCUGACAGCGUGUAAUGCAUUGCUGAGCUGCUCGAAGGAGCUUGGUCCUGCUUAGCCCGGGUAUCACUAGAGGAUUAGCGUUGGCACAAGGCAACAGCUUACAUUGGGGUUGACGAGGCAGCUACUGGGCUUGAGCAAACGUAUUGUAAACUUUAUUACCCUGCAGGGACCAAUGUUGGACAUACCCAGAGACAGAUAAUGAUCUAGGCAGGGAACAAAAACAAUGUAGUGUGCCCUCUAGGUCAGAUUUUUCAAAGCUGCCUAAUUUAUUUAGAAAGCUGGUUCCCAGUCUCUCUAGGAGGCUCUGAAGCUCCCCCACCACCACAACAAACCAUUCCUUAUUUCAUUGCACCCCGUGGGCAGUUCCCAACCUGGGGUCACACUGGUGAGUCUCUGGGGUGUUCUUUGUAGGAGGGAGGAAAGAAUAACUGAACCCAGUAUUACUGGGCAGCUUUGGAAACCUGCUCAUGCCCUGCCUCAUCCUGUGGGAUCCACGGUGGGAUCCUGGAGAGCUUUUCUCAUUUCCUAGUCAUGAGCCAUUCCCACAACUCCCAGUCCCUCCACAGCUCAAGCUGGCCUGGGGUUGCAGGGAGAUCUUCUUCCAUGGCUCUCGUGGCUAGGAGAAGGGCUUGCCAAACGGGCUCGUUUGCACUGGUCAGGAAUCAAAACACAAUCUCGAGUAGGAAACCAAAAUCAGCAAAAUCAGGUUGAGCUUCAGAAAGAAGAUGAUGUUUUUAGAGUGAGCUGUGCAAUAUUUUACAUCAAACUGUCUUUAAUUUCAGUGUCAGCCUUGCUUUUCUUUUUAGUAUAUUGUACUUCUUUAAAAAGAUGAAGAUCAAUCUGGAGACCCGUGUGAUUUUGUCAAAAUGAAAUAUUUUUAUUCAUCUGAAAUGACUGUAAAAAUGAUCCUUCACAGAGAGAUUCAACAUACUCAGCUGUCAGCUCAAUUUGGAAAAAAGGGAAAUGUGAGUAUUUUGAAUAUGUCUGUGACAUGAACGGCCAUGCUCUGCACAUCCCUGUAAUUAAUUAUUCAAUAACCAAUAUCUCAUCAUGCUUGUUUCUUUCUCUGAUGAUUACACUUAAUUUGCAUUGUGUUUGAUUAUCACACUGGCAUAAAAAUAGUUAUCUCUGAAUUUGUGGUUGCCUAAAAUGGGAUUUCUCUCACCUGAUCUCAGCCAUCAGGAAAUUGUUUGCCUCCUGGUCAAGGCUCUCUGUGGUUACUGGAGCUCUUCUCCUCAUCCCAUCUCGCUCUGGCCUUUGAGGGAGCUGAAGGCAAUAGGAUGUGUUUCUCCUGGAAAAGUUCAUCCCUCUCCAUUUGGCGUUGAAGGAGAUGAGAUGAGGUGACUGGGGUGGAAAUGCUGGCUAACUUUAGGCUGCUAAAAUUAGUCCUGACGAGUCAUUCACAUCAUCCUGACGAAUUAAAAGUUUUUAUGAGCUCAUCACAUUUAAUGAAGAAGAAUAGCAUGCUGAAUCCUUUUUCCUGAAAUUUACUCCGUAUAGUAGUGUUGCUGCAUUAUUUUAAUGUAUCUUGCAUUUCUCUUUUGGUAGCCCUUGGCUUUGGAGAGAUGGGAUCCCUUUAGGUAAAACCAAGCAUAUUAACAAGCCUGGAGGGAGGUGGUUAUUCUGAAGCUUAUUAAUUAGCCUAUUUUAUAUGCUGAAUCAUCAUCAGCAUCCAUCUAUAACUGCAGUAGAAAACAACUUAUUGCGUCCUGGAUUUCAGCACGGGCAGGCAUUGGGGAAAUAGCCUUAAAAAAUGGAAAGGAAUGUAGGAAAAUGUAUAAGGGUCUCAGGACUUAUUUGGUGUUGGAAAACACCAUCAGGAUUGUAUAAAAUAGAAUAUAACCUUCAAGAUGUGAAGUAAUCCUUCCCCACUCCUCUGUCUCUGAAAGGUCUUGGCUGGGUUACAUUGUUUGAUGUUGGGCACUGCACUUUGGGGGGGACAUGGAACAAUUCAGAGAGAAUCUGGAGAUCUAGAAAACGUGUCAGUGAGGAAGCAGGGAAAUAACUUCAGGUGUUUCAGUCCAGAAAGGGGUUAGGAAACAAAGAAAGAGCUCUCAAAAACUGCAG